This is a messenger RNA of Mercenaria mercenaria, 516 nucleotides long. RefSeq lists its product as uncharacterized. The coding region runs from base 1 to 516 and encodes 171 amino acids. The transcript is spliced from 3 exons. NCBI's taxonomy places the organism in Eukaryota, Metazoa, Mollusca, Bivalvia, Venerida, Veneridae. The record is from RefSeq and is a predicted model, not a curated record. Gene Ontology annotation, cellular component: membrane.
AUGGCGAAUAUUCUUGGCCUUGUAGGUGUAGGAGUUUCUGGACUCGCUCUUCUCUUUGCUAUACUUGCUAUGUCGUUGACAUACUGGGAAACUGCAAAUCCAGGCGGAGUAUCAGAUGUUACCAUUGGAAUAUGGGAAUAUUGUGUUGAAACAAACGGCAACAAAGUAUGCACUACGAUUGACUCGGACUCAGUUACAGAUGAUGAAGAACUAAGAGAUUACCAAGGAGUGCGGGCGACAGUAUUUCUUGGAAUAAUAUUUACCACAAGUGCAAUCGUAUCAGCGAUCUUAGUGCUGUUUGUUCUGACAACCAAGAACAUUCUAUAUUUUGUAGCGGCUGGAAUCGAUGUAGCUGCAGGUCUUUUCUUGAUGAUUGCGAUGGCUGUGUAUGCUGGCGGAGUCGCACAUGAUGGAUACGACCUUCAUGCAUGUUUUGCAUUGGAUAUCAUUGCCUGGCUUGCAGCAUGGGUUGGCGGAGGAUUUUUUGUAGGAGCUAAACUUGCUGAAAAACAAUAA